AUGGAGCCAAUUCGCGAUUCGUCACUUCAGCAGUCUAGUUUAUCUCGUGCGAAUGCUACCUACGGAGGCGUAGAUACCUUGCUAGAAAAUAUCAGUGGGUCGGCACGAGCCCCUAACCAAAUUAACGGCAGCCAAUUCACUUUAUCCUCUAUAGAUCGGACUGGUCAAGAAAUUGAUAGAAAGUCAGUUAGUCAGGAUGCCCCUGAAGCUGUGAUUGAGUCAGAGGAGGCAGAUAAUGGAGCUAUUUCUUAUAUGAACUCGACUUUAGCUGAAGUGAUGAUGGGUAUUCCUGGAUCACCAGUAGGACCAAGAGGCACCAAUAGGUUUGGAGGGCCCGAGAUUAAUCUUCACCCAAUUCAGGAUACUGGGUCGCCACGUCUUACAAAAUCAGUUCAGUUUGCAAGGGUAAAUGUAUCACGGCAUCCUGAUGGUCAAGCUCAAUCGCCGCAUGUCGCCUCAUGGCAUCAGCGUCGCCAGGCAGUCCAUCAACGUCGACUUAUCAAUUUUAUCGGCUCUGAACAUCUUUCGGGGGACGGAUCGGUCGAAAGAGGUCAAGUCGAGCAAUCUUUGCCGAUAGUCUUACAGCCAGAAGAGAAGGAUGAACCUGAAAGUUGGCACUGGUUGGUAGAGAAGCUACGUUUUGCAAUAGAAGAGUGUGCCGUGACUAGCACCGAGCUAAUGCAAAAUAGCAAUGGCUCACCUCUGUCUCAUAUUGCCUGCAAAUCGCUCGACCUCACUUCCGCAAAUGAGCCAAAAGCAUUCCUCACCAAAUCUCAGCCACAGAUACCCGACGCGCCGGCUACUUAUAUAGCUGGAAGCGAAGCUGGUUUACUCAUAUCUCCAGUGGACCAGAUGGCUUCUGUGGUAACUGAUCCUAAAUCGGGACAUUUGGAAGCCAAGGAGACAGAGGUAACUCCCCUUAUCCGCCAACGACCCGCUGGGGUGUUGCUCGGCGGUGGCACCUGCUGUCGGCCAACUUCCGAACUGCGUGAGACUGAACGCAGCAUUCAGUUCGGAGGCCGUUUUUUCAUGUCUAGUCUCCGACCUGCACUCAGUAUGCCCGACGGCCUCUCAAGCUUUGUGUCGCCAUCAUCUCUCUUCCGCCCAGCUGUUCCACUUGUCACGAUGAAAACAGACGAUAAUGACGGUUUGGUGACCAGCCUUGCUCGCUUUUCAACUGUCCCCAUCUGGCGAAAGUCGGAAAGAAACGACCAACUUGCAGCUCAGUUGGAGAAUUCUGUUCCAAUUUCUGAGCUGGAGGCACUUCGGCAGACGUUGAAGAAAGACUUUGUUUCCCGAGAUGAGUAUGAGCAAAAAUUGGAGUCUUUUCAGCGUGAGUUGGAUGAGGCUCAUCUUGUUUCAGAAGAGCUGCAUCGGGCUGCCGAUCAAGCCAAUGAACACUUGUGUCAGGAAAAAGAAAGAGUCGUUCAGCUUGCAGCCCAGUUGGCGAAUUUUGUUCCAAUUUCUGAUCUGGAGACACUUCGGCAGACGUUGAAGAGUGACUUUGUUUCUCGAGAUGAGCACGUGCAACAAUUGGAGGCUCUUCAGCGC
Protopolystoma xenopodis is the source of this 1551-nucleotide messenger RNA. The record is from the annotation of a GenBank genome assembly. Lineage: Eukaryota; Metazoa; Platyhelminthes; Monogenea; Polystomatidea; Polystomatidae.